Aspergillus oryzae RIB40 is the source of this 984-nucleotide messenger RNA. Its product is annotated as SDR family NAD(P)-dependent oxidoreductase. Gene Ontology annotation, molecular function: oxidoreductase activity, acting on the CH-OH group of donors, NAD or NADP as acceptor. The record is from RefSeq and is a predicted model, not a curated record. The transcript has 2 exons. Bases 1 to 984 code for a protein of 327 amino acids. Lineage: Eukaryota; Fungi; Ascomycota; Eurotiomycetes; Eurotiales; Aspergillaceae.
AUGUCAAUAUCCCAUCUCCCCUAUCCGCGCCCUCAAUACACCAGGCGCAUAUUGAACACAGCUCUCUCCACAGCCUACAAUGCCCCACCAAGGUCACAAAGACGACCCCUCUCCUCCCAGACACCCAGCACCUCAGCGCGUCUCACCGGCCGGACCUGUAUGAUCACAGGCGGGACAUCAGGAAUUGGAUUCGCAAUCGCAAACCGAUUCCUCCAAGAGGGCGCAGAGCGCAUCAUCCUCGUCGGACGAUCGUACGAGCGUCUCCUCAAAGCCGCCACCAGACUCCAAGUCAAUGACGAAGGCGCCCGAAACCAAGAAGCGGCUGAUGAAACCGUACGAAAGUCACAGGGAACUUUAGUCGAAUCAUCGGAUAGAAUCAGUCUCCUUGUGGGUGAUGUAUCGGAGGCUGGGUCGUGGCUGCGUGAGCUAGAGAAGGCGAUGCAACCCGUCGAUAUCCUAAUCAAUGCAGCUGGGAUCUCUAACUCCAAUAUUCUUCCCAAGACAUCUCCUGAGGAAGUCUCACAAACCCUCCGGACAAAUCUUGAAGGCGCGAUCUUCACAUCUCGCGCUCUUCUCCGUGCUUCUCUCCGUAACAGGUUAAAGGGCCGAACCGGCGAGACCCGACCCCCCUCGAAAUGUAUCAUAAACAUCUCGUCAUUACUAGCGCUGAAAGGUGGAACCGGCGCGGUCUCAUACGCUGCUUCGAAGGCGGGACUUCUUGGUCUCACCCGGUCAUUAACAGUUGAAGCGACUGGUUCUCUGCGUAAUGUGGUUGUGAGGUCGAAUGCGAUUGUGCCGGGGUAUAUUGAGACGCCGAUGAUUGCGGAUUUUAGCGAGGGCCAGAAUGAGAGGUUAAAGGAGAGCAUUCCGCUGGGUCGGUUUGGGGCGCCAGAGGAGAUUGCGGAUGCGGCAGUGUUUUUGGCGGGCAAUGAGUAUGCGAAUAACUGUGUUAUUAAUUUGGAUGGGGGAUUGAGUGCUGUGUAA